This is a messenger RNA of Lotus japonicus, 4637 nucleotides long. Its product is annotated as pentatricopeptide repeat-containing protein At3g22150, chloroplastic. The coding region runs from base 54 to 2531 and encodes 825 amino acids. The record is from RefSeq and is a predicted model, not a curated record. Gene Ontology annotation, biological process: RNA modification. Gene Ontology annotation, molecular function: RNA binding; protein binding. NCBI's taxonomy places the organism in Eukaryota, Viridiplantae, Streptophyta, Magnoliopsida, Fabales, Fabaceae. The transcript has 5 exons.
GGAUUAAGAUUGAAGGGAUAACUUGAACCGCAUGAUAGAAUGAAAGAAGAAGAAUGAACCAAUCCAGUGGUAUCAGUAUCAUCAUGGCUUCUCCGGUAGUUCCUCUUCCUUCAUCCCUUCUUCCCAACUCAUUCGUCAACCUCAAGGAGAAGAACAACGCCAUCAGUACCAGCAUUCGUUCUCGCUUAAGCAACCUCUGCCAACAAGGCCAACCUCACCUCGCUCGCCACCUCCUCGACACUCUCCCUCGCCCUUCCACCGCCGUCUGGAACACCGUCAUCAUCGGCUUCAUCUGUAACCACAUGCCCCUCGACGCUCUCCUCCUCUAUGCCCACAUGAGAACCGCCACUCCCUCCACCCACUUCGAUUCCUACACCUUCUCUUCCACUCUCAAAGCCUGUGCCCUCACCGGCGACCUCAUGGCCGGUAAAGCUCUCCACUCCCACUUCCUCCGCUCCCAAUCCAACUCCCUCCCUGCUCCCAGCAGAGUCGUCUACAAUUCCCUCCUCAACAUGUACUCCUCCUGCCUUCCCAUCUCCGCUACUCUUCCCCAACAAGACUAUGUCCUCAAAGUCUUCCGCCUCAUGCGAAAGCGAAACGUCGUCGCUUGGAACACCUUGAUUUCAUGGUAUGUCAAGACCCACCGCCACUUCCAAGCACUUCACGCUUUCACUACGUUUGUCAAGCUCUCUGUUACUCCAACUCCUGUUACUUUUGUUAAUCUCUUCCCUGCUGUCUCCAAAUUCGGUGAUCCUAGAAUUGCUCACUUGUUUUAUGGAUUUCUUCUUAAAUUUGGUCAUGAGUAUGUCAAUGAUGUCUUUGUUGUCAGCUCGGCAAUACUUAUGUUUGCUGAUCUCGGUUGUCUCGAUUAUGCGCGCAAGGUGUUUGAUCAAUGUCCCUGCAAAAACACAGAGGUCUGGAACACCAUGAUUGCUGCCUAUGUUCAGAAUAAUCUUCCUGUUCAAGCAAUUGAUGUUUUCAUUAGAGCCUUGGAGUCCGAGGAAGCCGUGUGCGAUGAUGUAACUUUUCUCUCGGUUAUUACUGCCGUCUCACAGCUUCAGGAAGUCCAUUUGGCUGAGCAGCUGCAUGGGUUUAUUCUGAAAAGCUUGCCUCUUUUGCCAGUUAUUAUUGUCAAUGCUGUAAUUGCGAUGUACUCGAGGUGCAAUUCUAUUGAUACAGCGUUUAAGGUUUUUGAGAAGAUGUCUGAAAGGGAUGCUGUUUCGUGGAAUACCAUAAUCACUGCAUUCGUGCAGAAUGGUUUGGAUGAGGAAGCACUUUUGCUUGUGUGUGAGAUGCAGAAGCAAAUGUUCAUAAUUGAUUCUAUCACUGUCACUGCCCUCCUUUCUGCAGCUUCUAAUCUCAGGAACUCGUAUGUUGGAAGGCAAACUCAUGCUUUUCUAAUCCGUCAUGGGAUACAAUCUGAGGGAAUGGAGAGUUAUUUGAUUGAUAUGUAUGCAAAAUCUGGCUUGAUCAGGACUUCUGAAAUGUUAUUUGAGCAGAACUGCCCGAGUGAUAGAGAUCAGGCCUCGUGGAAUGCUAUGAUCGCAGGUUAUACUCAGAACGGGCUCAAUGAGAAAGCCAUUCUCACUCUCAGGGAGGCAUUGUUGCACAAGGUAAUACCUAAUGCAGUGACCUUAUCAUCAAUUCUCCCUGCUUGUAGUUCAACGGGGAGCAUAGCAUUUGCUACCCAACUUCAUGGAUUCUCCAUACGCCAUUUCAUGGACCAAAAUGUGUAUGCGGGAACUGCUUUAGUUGACACAUAUUCUAAAUCAGGUGCGAUCAGUUAUGCGGAAAACGUAUUUAACAGAAUGCCUGAGAAGAAUUCGGUCACAUACACCACAAUGAUGAUGAGUUAUGGCCAGCAUGGGAUGGGUAGGAGAGCUCUUACCUUGUAUGAUUCUAUGCUGAGAUCUGGCAUCAAGCCUGAUGCAGUAGCUUUUGUUGCCAUCUUAUCUGCUUGUAGUUAUGCUGGUUUGGUUGAUGAAGGUCUUGAAAUAUUUGAGUCCAUGGUGAAAAUACAUAAGAUUAAGCCCUCAACUGAACAUUAUUGUUGUGUUGCAGACAUGUUAGGAAGGGUUGGGAGGGUUGUUGAAGCCUAUGAGUUUGUCAAGCAAUUGGGUGAGGAUGGUAAUGUAAUGGAAAUCUGGGGAUCUAUUCUUGGGGCUUGCAAAAAUCAUGGGUACUUUGAGUUGGGAAAAGUUGUUGCUGAAAAGUUGCUUAGUAUGGAGACAGAGAAAAGAGUGGCAGGAUAUCAUGUUUUACUCUCAAAUAUCUACGCAGAGGAAGGAGAGUGGGAAAAUGUUGAUAGAGUGAGAAAUCAGAUUACGGAAAAAGGCUUGCAUAAGGAAAUGGGAUGUAGUUUGGUUGAGAUUGGUGGGCUUGUGAACUACUUUGUAUCUAGAGAUGAGAAGCACCCUCAAAGUGGCGAGAUAUAUGAUAUCUUGGACAAGUUGACGAUGGACAUCAAGGAUGCUGGGUAUAAGACCCGUUACAAUUCAAGUUUAAAUGAGAUUGUGGAAACUGUUGAAUGAAUUGAAUAAUUCAUAACAGGUUUUAUCAAAAUGAGCUGUUGAUUGCUUUAUGUGGGCAGUUGCAAACAAUUGAGUAAAGUUAGUUGUUAAAAUAGUCACAGGAUUGAUUAUUACUGAUAAUAGUUUCAUCAUGGCCGGCGUGAGCUUAUCCGGUGUACAUGUCUAGAAAUGCUGGUUUGAAACUCUUAUUAGGCUGGCCAUUCAUUUGAAACAUUUUGUCAUUGAUGAAGAAAACAACCGCUUCAUGAACAGUAUGAUGUCCAAUCGGUAACUCAAGUUUGUUCUUACUUUUAACUCCUGACUCGGGAAAAGCUGUGAUGAUUACUUUAUGUCAAGCAUUUAGGUGAAAGGAAAGGCCUUGGAGGGAUCUUUUUUAAUGAUCUGAAUGCCAAUGGUGAGGAGAUGCUCCUUUCCUUUCCUGCCAGCGUUUGCUAUAUACAUUGAUGGGGGCGCUAUGUCAAAUUCAAUUUGGUAUUGAACCUAGCUCUAAUUUUAGAGCAAGGAGCAAGCGAGAAUCUCAGAGACACCUUGAUUCUGUUUCCAUGGUGCCCCUUACAAGGAUGCAAUUGUUUUUCUUGAUAUCAGCUGGCUUUUUUACUCACUUAUUAUACCUAGAUGAUCUACUUGAGAAAUCAACAUUCUAUAUGGUAUCAGAGCGAGUUUCUCUUCCGCACUCUCUCUCUUCUUCGUUCCCAUAUUGAUCUUGAGAUCGAUUGGAAUCGACUUUCCCUGUUCUCUCUGAUUCAGUCGCUGCUUCCUCUUCAUCAAUGGAGGAUUUUUCCGAUCCCUACUAUCUGCAUCACUCUGAUGGCCCUGGUUUGGUCUUGGUCUCGCAGCCAUUGACGGGAUCCAACUACAAUACCUGGAGUCGAUCGAUGCUUGUUGCUCUCUCGGUGAAGAACAAGAUCCCCUUCAUCGAUGGUUCGCUACCGUGUCCCGAAGCUUUUGAUUCGCACUAUCGCGCAUGGAAUCGCAGCUACAACGUUGUGAUUUCUUGGAUUUUCAAUUCCGUGUCCAAAGAAAUUGUGGCAAGCAUCAUGUACUCUGGCACCGCCAUGGAAAUCUGGAACGAUCUGCGUGAGCGCUUUGCACAGAAGAAUGGACCUCGCGUCUUCUAGCUUCGUCGUGAAUUGAUGAGUCUUCAUCAAAGAUCCGAUUCUGUGAGUGUUUACUACACCAAAUUGAAGACAAUUUGGGAUGAAUUGCUCACAUACAAGCCUGUUGUGAAUUGUGUUUGUGGAGCAAUUCAACCGCUUCUUGUUCAUUCUGAAACAGAGCAUGUUAUGUCUUUCUUGAUGGGAUUGAAUGAUUCUUUCUCUCAAGUCCGUGGUUCUCUCCUGCUCAUGGAUCCUAUCCCACCGAUCAACAAGGUUUUCUCCCUUGUAAUCCAAGAGGAGAAGCAGCGAGAGGUCAGCACUGGUAAUGGUAGUUCAGAUCAUUCAUCUCAACCCUUUGCUGCACAAGCUAGCUCCCAGGGAGGCUCUCGUUCUUCCGACUCUGCUGACAAGACAAAGAACUCCAAGAAAGAUCGCCCAAUUUGUUCUCAUUAUGGCAUUCCUGGCCACACUGCUGCAAAGUGUUUCAAACUCCAUGGUUAUCCACCAGGAAUGAAACCAAAAUCCAAGCCUCGCACCACUGCGGUUGCUGGUCAAGCCUCUGGCAAUCACCAGCACACACAUGAAGGCCAGAAUGCUAUCACAACUCUGUCUCCCGAUCAAUGUACUCAAUUGAUUCAAUUGCUCACAACUCAACUCACAACUUCUCAGGCCUCGGAUGAUGCUCCUGAAUCUUCUGGAUAAAACUCAGGACAGCCUCACUUUGAGGAUGAUUGGGAAGGCUAAUCCGCAAUCUGGCUUGUAUUACCUAGAUUCUAGGACAAUGGCUAAGUCAUGUACUUUGAACUCUGUUUCUUCUUUUACUUCUGCUGUAACUAGUCCAGAAACUAGUUCUGUCUUUUCUACUUUUACACCUUGUCCUAAGGUAGCCAAAUGUCUAUGGCACUAUAGAUUAGGACAUUUAUCUUUUCAGUAUCAAGCUUUGUUACCUACAAAUUGUAAGAUACCUGUUUCUCUUUCACAUGAAAUAAAAACUUGUCCUAUUUGUCCA